AUGAGCCGAGUUUUGUCCUUACCUAAACUGUUUAUUGAAUGUGUAAGAGAAUCAAAGAAAUAUCCUACUUUGCGUGAGUACGUUAGGUAUGUUUCCAAAAGAAAAAAGUUUCACGGGGAUUUGGUUACCGUUUUUCCGUUUAAUGUUUUCUUUCAAAUUAAAAACGUGCAUGAGCGCUAUCAGGAGGUAUUAAAGAAAGUUAAAGUUAAAGUUACCGGAAAUAACAAGUCACCCGAAAAUUUUUUUCAAUUACUGAUGCAAAGUUCCGAUCAGCGCAAAGAGUGCAAUGAAGAUUACUUUGUCGAACAUUUUGUCAGAGCUGCUAAAACUCAACUGUGCUCAUUGCCGCAAUUUUUCCACUUUUAUACGACUAGAAUUGAAUUUUCGCGCCGUAAAAUUACGUCACCGCCGAAAAAACCGUCAACAACUAUUUCAAAGACAGCGACUUCGUGA
Molecule: messenger RNA, 453 nt
Organism: Cotesia congregata
Lineage: Eukaryota; Metazoa; Arthropoda; Insecta; Hymenoptera; Braconidae
Source: the annotation of a GenBank genome assembly